This is a messenger RNA of Phyllotreta striolata, 4013 nucleotides long. NCBI's taxonomy places the organism in Eukaryota, Metazoa, Arthropoda, Insecta, Coleoptera, Chrysomelidae. The record is from the annotation of a GenBank genome assembly.
AACAAAUUCAGUAAACGGCAUUGAACGUUUACAACAUAAUAAUGUAAUUAUAUAAAAAAACAAUCAGUAAUGAUAAGAAUAGAUAAUUUCCCACUGCGACUGAACGACGUACUCUCAAAUCCCAAUGUAGAUUGUAGCUGACUGUUUAAUUGAGAGAUGAGUCAUUCAAUACACACAAUGCAGUGCCAAACAUUUAAAAAAAUCAGUUGUUUGCAGUUUGCACGUUCGCUGACGGUUGUUUUCUUUGUUCCAACGAAUAUCUGUGAUGUUGUUAACGAGUGAAAUAUUGUAGUAAAAGUUUAACAUUGUAAAUGAACGUGCCAACUAAGUAGAGUGUAGAAUUGUGAAAUGGAUAAUCCACUGCCUUCGCCACGUUCGAAAGAAUUGAAAAAGCCUGUCCCGACGCCGAGGAGAAGUAUCGCAAAGAAUAAUUUAGAAAAAAUCGCAGAGAACGCAUCGAAUGCUAAAGAAGAAGAUAGGAAAAGCGCUGUCGUGGGCGGCGAUGAUAAUUCUAAUCGGAUAGAUAUUCACUAUCAAGAAAUCCAAGAAAAAUGCAGAUUAGAUAAUGCAGACGUAAACACCAAUAUUGAGGAAAAUACAAAUAAUACAUUGACAAAAAGGGUAAGUUCCGUAUCGAAGAAAGUAGCCGAUGACAUCCACCAGCUGGUGCAAGACAGGAAAAGGGCCGUCAUAGAAGGCACCAGGCAAAGCGUACGAAGGAUAACCAGACGCUUCAGCUCCACCUCGCAAGAUCAAACCGCCCCCGAAGAAAUCGAACAGCCCAAAGGCGACGAGGCCAGCAUCAGCCUGUUCAGUUCCAUCACCUUCAGCUCCCCCCUAUCCCGCACCGAAAACAUUUACAACAACGUCGACAGCGAAACGCCGUCCUCGUCGUCCGAAGAAAACCUCAUAGGCCUGCCGCCGCCCAGGCACCCGCCCCCGCCGCCACCCGACGAGUCCCUCUACGACGAGCCUCUGUCCUUGUGCUCGAGCAGCAACUCGGGCCAUUCGAGCCACUCGAAGGCCAAGCCCGAGAACUACGAAAGCGUGUUUCCCGUUUACUCGGGCGACCACAACGAAAAACCCAAAUUCGAUGUCGACCGGUCGAACGUCCUAUCGAGAUCGGAUUCGUGGAAGUUCUACGAUAUCGUAUCGCCCAAAGACGAGCGCGUCGCGGAUAAGUUCGAUGAAAACGAGGAGAUCGAGCACGAUUCCAACGUGGAUGUAUCGAGUUCUUCGAGCGUCCGGAGCCUGGACGGGACGCCGAGCCUCAGGAGCAACGCCUACGAGAACCACGAGAUCCUGGCGAAGGCGCCGGCGCGGCCGCCGCGGCCCUCCAAGAGCGUCAUACUGCAAUUCGAUCCGCUCAAUUCGCCGGAAAAAACCGAGUCUCAUUCGCCGGGUAAAAACGACAUCAAGCUGCUGGAGGAGCUGCUGCAGGGCGACCUCUACGGCAACCUAUCUAACGCGCACAGCAUCGACGAAUGGAGCAUCUCCAACGAUUCGGAGAGCGAGGACGUGCUGAGCCCGCCGACGCCGCCGAUCCGCGUCGACUCGCUUCCCGAAGACGAGCCCCAGGAGCCCGAGAAAUCGGCGCCGAAAUCCAAGUCGAAUUGGUUCUCGGACGUGACGGUGACCCGGCAAAAUUCCACGGCGGAGAGCAAGAAAACCAGCUGGUUCAGGCAGGUGAAGGAAGUCCUGGAGAAGGCCCCGGAAGUCGUCAGGGGCAUAAAGAACAGGGACAGCGUGGUGGAGAGGGCGGCCAUAGGCGUGAACAAGUGCGUGCAAAAGAGAGGCAUGCUGUAUAAAGUACAAAACGGGCCAGUGGAGGAUUUGUUCGGCGAAUACAGCGGAAGGUGGUGCAUCUUGGAGAAUUCUAGUCUGUUGUGUUACUCCGACAAUACUUGCCAGCACUUGAAGGAACAUUUCCCGGCGCAAAACAUCCUCAGCAUUCAGCUAUUGCAAGAUAAGAAAUACAACUACAGAUACGACAACGAUGACUUGUACUGUUUCGAAUUAAACACCACGGGUAAGACGCGAGGGGGCCACAUCUACGGCACGAGGAACGUCUCCGAGCGCAGAAUAUGGAUCCAAUUGAUCUCCGAAUCGUUGACGAACAGAUUCACAUCGAAAAUCACCACUAACAUUUCGAGAAUGGGCUGGGCGUACGUCCGAGAAGGCGUGAGCGGCAAAUGGACCGGCGCUUGGAUCGUGUUGAGCCAGAGAGAAUUAUCUUACGCUAUAGACGGGCAAAACGUGAAGUCUAUGGAUUUGAGGAAAGCCCGAUGCAUCGUACUACAACCGUAUUUGGAUACCGAUAAUAAUCCACGAACUAAUGAUAAAGGUCCCAAUAUGCUUAUAGAUUCUCCGGAUGUUGUUGUGUAUUUAAGAAUGUGGACUUCGAGAGAAACUAAGGUUUGGUGUCACAUAGUGAAACUCGAAGCGCACAAUAACGGAGCCAAUUUAGAUCAACAGCAGCUCACUAAAAACGAUGUUCCUGUAAUAGUAGAGAAAUGCAUCAAUUUCAUAUACGCUCACGGCAGCAUGACCGAAGGUAUCUACCGUAGGCCCGGGCAAGGUUCCUCGGUUUCCGAGCUGCUAUCGAAAUUUAGGAAAGACGCUUUCGCCGUGCAGUUAACCACAGAUCUUUGUAACGAACACGAAGUGGCCACUGCGUUAAAGAGGUUCUUCAGAGACCUGCCGGAGCCACUUUUGGGCGCCAACCAGCGCCAAUACCUGUACGAGGUCUCCAAACACAACAAUCGCGACGAAAAGAUUAGAAUGUACAAAGCCUCUUUGGAUCAGUUGUCCGUUAUAUCGUAUAAUACCACGCGAAAGCUAAUGGGACAUCUUCAUUUCAUCAGUACUCAAAGUGCCAAAAAUUUAAUGACCGCCGAGAAUCUUGCCAGUAUUUGGGGCCCCACGUUGCUACAUUACGAAGAUCGAGAUGUUAUACCUAACGUGAAUUUCAACCAUCAAUUAGACACUGAAGUGGUGCACCAAUUGAUUACAUUGUAUCGAUACAUAUAUCCAGAGGAUCCAGGCGAAUUGGAAAGGGAAAAGCACAUGUUGAAGGUGUUGGAGAAGUACACGAAAGCUCCCCAAGGGAAUAUAUGCAACAAAACGGCCGGUGAUUUGCGCAUUUGGGUGUACUUGCACAAUAAAGAAGGAAAAUCGUUCAACGUUUCUAUCGGUCCCAAUAAAACGGCGUACGAUUUAUGCAAGGAACUCUGCGAUCAAAUCAAACUUCCCGUGCACGAGUUGGUCAUCGAAGAGAUCAUUCUCAACGACAAACUAAUCAGGCCCGUGCAUUAUCAGGAGAAGCUGCUCGAAGUUGUGUUGAAAUGGGGCUAUUGGGACGAACAAGACAGGAAAGACAACUAUCUCACGUUGGCGCCGCUGUCGAAAUAUUGGGAAUACAUAUUGGACAAACCCUACCCGGUAUCAGGAGAGAUGAGAUUUGCUGAUAGCAAAACGAGACUGUUCAAGCAACACACGUUUCAAUUUUCCCAAGGGAAAUUGACGUGCUUUAAAGAUAAAACCGGCGAGAUUAUUUUACAUUCAUGGAACAUAGAGGACAUAAUUUGGUAUCUGGGUCACGAAUCGAAGAGGAGCCCGAUGUCCAGAUGGUGUAUAACGUUUAUAAGCGUUAGUGCCCAGCACGUUAGAACCAAAAGCGCCCCCUAUUUUGGAUCGGUGCUGGUUUGGAACGACGCAGCAACGAGAGCUAACUGGCUGAGCGCAAUGUUAAAGUCCAGGUACCCGAAUAACCUCGCACCGCCUCCUAAUUUAUUGCCUAUUUGAUAAUUAAGUGAACGUCUUCCAUUGUACGUGCCUAAAAUUUUAACCUAGUGAACAUAUUUUUUUUACCGAUAUCGUAUUUAUAUAUACAAUGUAUUUUUUAAGCUGCUAUUUUACUAUCAUAUUGAUAAUCGAUUUUAUUGAAGAUACACUUUGUAAUACUUAUAUAUUUUAUUGUAAUUGCAUAUUUUUUAAUAAAAUGUUAUUUCGAA